Molecule: messenger RNA, 2760 nt
Organism: Cajanus cajan (pigeon pea)
Lineage: Eukaryota; Viridiplantae; Streptophyta; Magnoliopsida; Fabales; Fabaceae
Product: regulator of nonsense transcripts UPF3
Biological process (GO): nuclear-transcribed mRNA catabolic process, nonsense-mediated decay; positive regulation of translation
Cellular component (GO): nucleolus; cytoplasm
Molecular function (GO): mRNA binding
Source: RefSeq, a predicted model, not a curated record
AGAAAGAGAAGGGGGAAGGGCAAAACGCAAGUCGUAUAUACUUUGAUUUAAUUGAGUUUAAUUUAAUUUCACUCGCAACAAAAGUGGCUUUGAAAAGUUUUCUCUUUCUCGCUCUUAUAUUUGAGUGCAUGGCAAUUUGGGGGUUUUCUUUGGAAUUAGGGCACACACACGCACCCGCUUUUGAUUGAUUGAUCCAGACCAGGGAAGAAGAUGUAAUCCUAGCGAGAUUGAUAAGUGGUAAGUGAAAGUGUGUGUAGUGUAGUGUAUCGUAUUGUAUUCUAGGGUUCUUUUGGCAUGAAAGGUGCGUUGGAUCGGACCAAGGUGGUUCUGCGCCACUUGCCGCCUUCUAUUUCCGAGGCCGCCCUUUUGGCCCAAAUUGAUGCCGUCUUCGCUGGCUGUUACAACUGGCUCUCUUUCCGUCCUGGCAAAAUCAGCCAGAAGCAUACAUCAUAUUCCAGAGCUUACAUUGACUUCAAGAGGCCAGAGGACGUUAUAGUGUUUGCCGAGUUCUUUGAUGGACACGUCUUUGUCAAUGAAAAGGGAACUCAGUUCAAAGUCAUUGUAGAAUAUGCUCCUUCCCAACGUGUUCCAAGACAGUGGUCUAAAAAGGAUGGUCGCGAUGGAACCAUAUAUAAAGAAUCUUUUCCUUUUGAUAAAUACAAGCAUUUACAUGAUGAACAUCUAGAUUCUGAGUAUCUGGAGUUUCUUGAACUACUUGCCAAGCCUGUUGAGAAUCUUCCCAGUGCUGAGAUACAGUUGGAGAAGAGGGAAGCUGAACGAUCUGGUGGCGCAAAAGAUAUUCCUAUAAUUACUCCACUGAUGGACUUUGUGCGCCAGAAAAGAGCUGCCAAGGGACCUCGGAGGUUGUUGUCUAAUGGAAAAGUGAGUAGAAGAGCUGGAACUUCAUCAAAUGGGAGUCCUAGUUCUGCCACACCAAGACGUGGUUCUGGAAAGAAGAGGGUUUCUGCUACAAUGUAUGUUGCAAGGGACCCAGGGAAAAGUUCUACUAUCAAAGACAAAUCAACUUAUACUUUGGUUCCUAGGCAAGGUGAUCAGCAUCUUUCAAAUAAAGCUUCAAACAUGGCUUCUUCUGAUGGAAAUCAAAGUUUUGAUGAGAAUGCCAUUUUAUCAGGAGUUUCUGGAAAUAAUGAUGCUGGGAAGAAGAAAGUACUGCUUCUAAAAGGGAAAGAAAGAGAAAUAAUUACUGUAUCUGAUUUAGAUAGCAUGUCGCAGCAUCACAAUGUAACAUCUUCAGCUAAGACGAUUAUUAGUUCAACAGUUUUGAAGCAGAAUCAGCGGCAUGAAGGUAGUGGAAGGAUUAUCAGAAGCAUACUCUCAAAAAAGGAAUUGCGUCAAAGCCAGUCUUCCAGGGCCAUGUCUGAGCAGCAAGUCCAAACAUCUAAUAUAGAAAAAGAAAAGCAACCCCCUCGUCCCUUACAUGUGCAACUGAUUUUGAAGGGCACUAAUGGGACACUAGAGAAUAAGAUUGGUGUGCAUGAUUCCCAUGUUUCUGUUGAGAGGCAGGAGAGACAUCUUAGACAUAAAGAUAGACCUGACCGUGGUGUUUGGACAAGUCGAUCCAAUGGAGGUGAUGAAUCUUUCUCAUCUGCUGCUUCCUCACGAGUAGAUUCUUUGGAAGGAGGUCAUGCAGAUUUGAAACAUGACAUGCCAAAUGCAAGAAGUGGGGAGGUAAAAUCUCUUGGAAGUGUCCGUACCAGUCAUUCAUCAGAAAAUGGUUUUAAUAAGCAUUUUGGUCGCCGUGGAGCAACACAUGGGGUAAAAGAUGUUGAUGGCUAUUCAGUUUCAAGUGAAGGGAAGCAACCUAGAAGAUCUGGUACCUCUGCUUAUGGUUCCAAUGAGAAACAAGUUUGGGUUCAAAAAGCAAGUUCUGGCACCUAGAGUAUUUCGAUUGGUUGAUGAUUUUCCCUUGCAGUGGUAAGGCUGCUGACUUACAGUUUUGGAGCAUCUAUUUGCUAGCUGCUGGAUUCUGUCUCUUUUUGGUUGACAGAUUCUUACAAGUAAAUGAGUUGUGUGGUUAAAAAAAAAUUCUUUUACAAUACAACAGAGGAAACUACCAUGAUGCAUUUGAUUUGUCUUAAAGUAUUCAGAACUUCAUUGAAGAUGGCUCCUAGUAAAAAGUGGUAUUACAAUUGCCUGGUGUCCCAGUUACGAGUUGUUGCCUGUUUGAAGAAUUAUGGAUAGUUUUGCAUACCUUGGCAAGUUGACCUAGUAUGAGCAUAGUCUGGGUUUAUACACAAGUUAAUUUUGAGUGGUUUAGUGUAAAUAUAAAUCCAGGGUAUUGUGUAUCUGUUUCCUUAAUUCCUAUAUACAAUCCCCUAUUCGAGGUAUUGUGUAUGUUUCCUUAGUUCCUAUAUCGAUUAGCUGUCUGCCAAAUCCCAGUGGGCGCUUGGAAUGAUCUUGGAAAAUUUUUGGACAAUCUUUUUCUCUCUACUUGGAAUCAGCACUCAAUGGAUGGCGUUUCACGUUCGUGGCCUUUUGUUGACAAUGGAGUUUCUUGUAGAGCUCAGACACCUAAAUACCAUAGUGUGUUACUAAGGAUAAAUAAGGGUCUUGCGGGAGUUAUUACUGUGUGGAUAUUGAUUUACUUCUAAAAUAUCAUUGUACAGUUUGGUGUUGCAUUUCUCAGCAUAACGUAGCUGUUACAUUGCUGGUUCUUGAUUAUAUUGUCAAUUUUGUGAAUUGCUGCUUUCAGCCCAGGUGUUAAAUUUAUAAUUUAAGUUAUGCUGCUGAUUAAGUUUA